GCAUGUCACAGAAUGUAAAAUCGUUCAAGAGUGAAAACGAAAACGGUUUUAGCUUCUCUAAAAAACGGAAAACGCAAAAAUUUUGCGUUUUGAUAUCACUUUCAAAAAGCAGGGUGAAAUUGAAAUGUUUAGUGAUUUUAACGUAAAAAAUAAACAGAAGACACAUACAUUUAACAGAAAAUAUUGUAUUAACCAAAUUCUCUUAGAAUGAACAUGUUUUUGGAAUUUAUUUUACAAAAAAUCUAUUAUUUUUCUAAUCCAUGAUGAAAACGCAAAAAAAUAUGCAGAAAUGAACGGCAGACUUGUAUUGUUGAAUUAUUGCCAUAUGUGUUGAAGAAGAAGGUGUAGAAAUGUACAACUGACAGACCAAAAAGCAAGAAAGGGGAAAAACAAAAAAACAAUUAAUUGUUUGGUUUGAGACAGAGCGCUUCAGUCAAUCGGGCAAAAAUGGGCAAACACCGAAACGUUAAACAGGACAAAAUUUUUAUCAAUUUUAUGGAUAAACAUCACGAUAUUGCCAGGGGCUAUGUAAAAGGUGAUAAGGUUGUUGUUGAUUCCCUAUGGACAGAAUUGACAGCUUUGCUGAAUAGUUCAGGUCCACCAAGUAAAACCUGUAAAGAAUGGAAGAAAGUUUGGUCAGAUUGGAAAGGAAAUGUUAAGGCGAAGAUGUGCCAUAAUAAAAAGGACUUGCGAGGAACUGGUGGUGGUGAUAUCAAUCAAUAUGUUUUCAAUGAACACGAGAACAGUUUAAUCAGAAUUUGCGGAUUGUAUAAAAGUGUCGAUGGAGUUGGUGGUGCAGUAAGCUUUGCGGAUUUUGUAAGUGAAUUAGACCUCAGUUGUUCUGAAAAAGAAAACUUUGAUUCGUCAUCAUCUACACAUAUUCCAAGAACUCGAAAAUCAAGUCAAUUAGUUUUAAGUGAAUCUGAAAACGAAGAGCUUAAUUUUUCACCCUCAACUUCAAAACAGACCACUUCGAUUUUAAAUAAAAAAGAUAGACCAAGAUCAUGCAUUCCAGCUGCUUUUAAAAAUGUUUCUACAUUGGCAAUUGAUCCAAGAACACCAACAUUGGAAGAAAACCGUUCGCGAACACCUAUUCAAAAACGACUUAGAAAUAAAAGCUUAUCGUGUUCUCCGCCAUCUACACCAAUAAGACAAGUGUCGGGCAGCCUAACAAAAGCAAAACCCACGCCUGCAGUAAAAAGACCCCGGGCAAGAACUCCCUCAAAGCAAGAUCUAAAUGCGCUUUUAGUUGAGGAAAAUUCUCAUUUACAAAACUUGGAAAAAAUUUGUAAAAUUCUAGAAGAUAACAGUAAGGAAAUGAAAAAACAAACUGAAAAGUUGGACAGACUUUGUAACAUCCUGGAAAAAAAGUAUGUGGAAGAGCAGUUACAUAAUAUUGAAAUGCAAAAGAGAAUGCGUGAACGGAACGAAAUGAAACUCAAAAUAGUUGAACUUGAAACUCUUAAAUAUGCUAUAGAACAGGAAAAAGCAAAUACGACUCGUUCUUAACUUUACAUUAUUUUACACAAUGGACUAAAAACAAU
This is a messenger RNA of Musca domestica (house fly), 1544 nucleotides long. RefSeq lists its product as uncharacterized. The record is from RefSeq and is a predicted model, not a curated record. The transcript is spliced from 2 exons. The coding region runs from base 448 to 1509 and encodes 353 amino acids. Gene Ontology annotation, cellular component: nucleus. NCBI's taxonomy places the organism in Eukaryota, Metazoa, Arthropoda, Insecta, Diptera, Muscidae.